Messenger RNA from Schistosoma margrebowiei, 2406 nucleotides. Lineage: Eukaryota; Metazoa; Platyhelminthes; Trematoda; Strigeidida; Schistosomatidae. The record is from the annotation of a GenBank genome assembly.
AUGCUGAAAAAUACAAAUCACUUGUCCAGUACCCCGUCUACUCAUCCAAAUGACCGUGAAAAACUGUUUGAUUUUGGAUUACCGCCCAGUGCAAGAAAAGCUUAUGGAAAUCUCGCUGAACAAUCUACUAGGAAAGCCUAUAGUAAUAUUAAUCUCAGUGAUACAUUAACUGACACAGAUGAGGAUUAUUCACAAAAAGACCGCCGAUAUUCAUACUAUGAUAAUCCUAACACCAAACAGAAUGCAAAAAUAAUGAAAGCAGGUUCAUUCAAUUGCACUGAUUCUUUUAGCUAUGAAAAUGGUUCAAGUGACUGGAAUUCGAAUAAUUAUCGUCACUUUCCACGAUUCAAACCUUCUGAUGAAAAAAUUGAAAAUGAUACACAAUUUGGUAAACAGUCUGAAUCACCAUCUAUAAAUAGAAAUAUUAGUCCUGUUGCAAUUGCUUCAUCUACACCAAAAAUAAAUCAUAAAACACCGACAGUUAUGAAUAUAACAAAUUCAUCUGUUAUUACAGGGAAUUCUUUUGAAGUUUCUGCUGAUGGAAUGAAUAAUAGUAGUAUUACUCAGAAUAAUCCAUUUUCAUCAAGGAAUGCAACACCCACUGCAGAAACUAGUGCAAUUGAUGAUUCACCCAGUAUGAUGAGAAGUAGUGUAAUAUCUCCUAGCAAGUUUAGAACAUUUCAGAUGUCAUCAAACGAAGAUAAGAUUAAUAAUCAACAUAAAAUGAAACAAGAUAAAUAUUUAAAGUCUUCUAAUAUUGUUAUUGUUCAUGCAGAAGAUGUGACUAAUAAUUACAAAGAGAUUUAUCCACGAUUUACUGAAAGUUUAAUGCAUUCAUAUAAAAAUCACAGCAUGACAAAUUCACCAAAAGUGAGUAAUAGACAGCAUAUACAGUUAGUCUAUGCUAAACCAUCGAAAUUGAGAAGGGAUAUUAUGGCACAUAAUGACCAUGAAGAAAUAUCACCAGUGAAAACGAGCAUUGCACCUGUAACUCUAUCAGCGCCUACAGAACCAUAUAUGUUUGAUGACUAUUUUAUAAUUAGAAAACCUGAUCUAAGUGAUAUACCUGAACAAAAGCUUGCAACAUUAUCUAAUCAAUUUGGUGAACUUAAUGAUUCUGUGGAACGUGUUAUUAUUCGUAUAUUCGAUUCAGCUGUAGUUCCAGGUGGUGCACUACGUGGUGUUGUUUAUAUAUGUCUUAAAGAACCAAUUAAAUUGAAUACUUUAACUAUUACCACAGAAAUGAUUACAAAAACAAUAUCUUCAGAUGAGAAACAAGAUAUGGAGAAACGAAUACCUAUAUCAUAUACUGUUUUGUCCGAUGACCCAUCAGUUGGUAAAAGAAUGCCAAUACGUAAAUUUACUUGUCAAGAACCAGAAUUUAUGCAGUCACCAGUAAAAGAAGUUGAUCUUAGUGAUCCAUGUUUCUCACCAUAUAUUGGACCUGUCCAACUUGCUCCAGGUGAUCAUGCAAUUCCUUUUGCAUUUCCUCUGGAAAGUGAUGCACAUCCAUCAAUAUUACUAAAGGGUAAAGUUGGUUUUACGCAUGAAGUAGAAAUUAUUCAUAGAUAUUAUAUCUAUGGAACAAUCAGACUGAGUCGACCAAAUGAAAAUAAUUCAGCAACAAUCAGUACAGAUAAUUUAAAUGUCAAAGUUCUUAGUUGUGGUCCACCAAAUUAUACACUUCCUAAUGGUGGACGAAUACCAGCUAUCAUGAAAACAUUUACAAUGGAAAAUAGACAAAUGUUAAUACAGAUUGAAAAUAUAAUCUUUCAAGAGGCUGAUGAUAUUAAUAUUUAUAUAUUUACGGAUGAACCAGUUGGUAUACGUUAUGCUGAAGCUUAUUUACUUCGUAUAUUUCAUAUACCUGGAUUAAAAGUUUCUGAUACAAAAGCAUUAUAUAAAUUGAAAAAGUAUCCUCCUAAUGUUUUUAUUGAUGGACGUACAGAAAAAACUACUUUUACUGAAAAUCUACCAUUACCAUUCUCUGAAGCAGCUGAAACUGAAAGUGGACGAUUAUUUUCUAAUUCACAACAUUUACCAAGUCAUUAUCGUGAUUUUCGUGUAUCAUGUGAAUCUUUAAACUCAACAGAACAAUCACAAAGAACGUUACAUUGUGAUUCAUUUAAAGAUUUACCUAGAGAUGCCCGUAAAGCCGGUUGUCAUUUAACCUUAAAUGUUCCAAUCAAUUCAGUUCCACAAAGCUGCUUAGAAUCACUGAAGAUAACUUAUUAUAUUAGGGUACUUAUACAUGGUAAACGUAAAGUAAUGGCUUAUAGUUUACCAAUAUCAGUAGUUGAACAACGUACUAAAGAUUAUAAAAUGCGUUAUUUAGGUGAAGGCAAUCAUAUAUACGAUCCAGAAUAUUUAAAAUUAAAACGUGAUAGUAAAUGUUCCGUUUCAUAA